AUAAGGUGUCAGGAUGUCGCUGUCUAUUUCUCCAUGGAGGAGUGGGAGUAUUUAGAAGAACACAAGGACCUGUACAAGGACGUCAUGAUGGAGAAUCCCCAGUCCCUCACACCACCAGGUAAAGACGGGUUGAGCAGCUCACAUGGAUACUUCAAUUUAUCUUCCUACCCUGAAGUAGAAGAUAACAAUACUACAAAAACUAGUUCAGUAACUCCUAAUGUACCCUCAGUCUUUCAAAGUGAAGAUCUAUCCACUGACACCACUGGUCACAAGAAUAGUUUGUGUAAUCAAUCACUGAUUGGCAAAACAUUUACAAAACAUCACAAAUCAUUUUCAUGCUCUGAAUGUGGUAAAUCUUUUACCAGGAAAUCCAUUCUAGGUCAACAUCAGAGAACUCACACAGGAGAGAAGCCUUAUUCAUGUUCAGAAUGCGGAAAAUCUUUUACCAGAAAAAGCAGUCUAGUUAAACAUCAGCGAACUCACACUGGGGAGAAGCCAUUUACAUGUCCUGAAUGUGGAAAGUCUUUUAAUCAGAAAUCAGAUCUUGUGUGCCAUCAAAGAAUCCACUUAGGAGAAAAGCCAUUUUCAUGUUUAGACUGUGGGAAAUGUUUUACCGAUAAACGAAAUUUUAUUCGGCAUCAGAGAACUCACUCUGGGGAGAAGCCAUUUCCAUGUCCUGAAUGUGGGAAGUGUUUUAGUUUGAAAUCAGAUCUUGUGAGCCAUCUAAGAAUCCACUUAGGGGAGAAUCCAUUUUCAUGUUCAGAAUGUGGGAAAUGUUUUACAGAUAAACGAAAUUUUAUUCGGCAUCAGAGAACUCACAGUGGGGAGAAGCCAUUUCCAUGUCCUGAAUGUGGAAAGUGUUUUGGUCAUAAAUCAAUGCUUAUAAAACAUCUUAGAUGUCACACAGGGGAGAAGCCAUUUUUAUGUUCAGAAUGUGGGAAGUGUUUUAGUCAGAAAUCACAUCUUGUUACACAUCAGAGAACUCACACGGGGGAGAAGCCAUUUAUGUGUCCUGAAUGUGGGAAGUCUUUUAGUAAGAAAUCGGAUCUUGUGAGCCAUCUAAGAAUCCACUUAGGGGAGAAGCCAUUUCCAUGUCCUGAAUGUGGGAAGUGUUUUAGUGAUAAAUCAGUGCUUAUACAACAUCUUAGAAGUCACACAGGGGAGAAGCCAUUUUCAUGUUCAGAAUGUGGGAAGAGUUUUAUUACAACAUCAUGUCUUGUUAGACAUCAGAGAACUCACACAGGUGAGAAGCCAUUUAUGUGUCCUGAAUGUGGGAAGUGUGUUAGUCAGAAAUCACAUCUUGUUUCACAUCAGAGAACUCACACAGGGGAGAAAACCUUUAUGUGUCCUGAAUGUGGGAAGUGUGUUAGUCAGAAAUCGCAACUUGUUAAACAUCAGCGAGUUCAUACAGGGGAGAAGCCAUUUCUAUGUCCUGAAUGUGGGAAGUGUUUUAGUGAUAAAUCAAUGCUUAUACCACAUCUUAGAAGUCACACAGGGGAGAAGCCAUUUUCAUGUUCAGAAUGUGGGAAGAGUUUUAUUACAAAAUCAUGUCUUGUUAAACAUCAGGGAACUCACACAGGGGAGAAGCCAUUUAUGUGUCCUGAAUGUGGGAAGUAUUUUGGUCUGAAGGCAUUGCUUAUAGAACAUCUACAAAGUCACACAGGAGCGAAGCCAUUUUUAUGUUAAAAUGUGGGAAAUCUUUUAAUCAGAAAUCAAGUCCUUCUAGACAUGAGAGAACUCACUCGGAGGAGAAGCCAUUUUAAUGUUUAGAUUGUAGGAAACAUGGAGCUUCAUUGUAGGACCUGCAGCUUUCUGAUUUAUAACUUAAUGUGGUUUUACGAGACUUUAAUACCGAUGAGCUAUUCUCAGGAUAGGUCAUUAGUAACUGAAAAAUGGAGAUCCAGCAGCUGGAACACCCACUGAUGAACUGUUGGAGAAGGCAUCAGGGCUCACAGUAGUGCCGCUGCCUUCUUUCAGCUUUUUUCUAGGCCAGUGACAACAUAUUCAUCGGUCACAUGACCUAGGCUCAG
Messenger RNA from Bufo gargarizans (Asiatic toad), 2030 nucleotides. RefSeq names its product gastrula zinc finger protein XlCGF26.1-like. Bases 34 to 1686 code for a protein of 550 amino acids. The record is from RefSeq and is a predicted model, not a curated record. The transcript has 2 exons. Lineage: Eukaryota; Metazoa; Chordata; Amphibia; Anura; Bufonidae. Gene Ontology annotation, molecular function: RNA polymerase II cis-regulatory region sequence-specific DNA binding; DNA-binding transcription factor activity. Gene Ontology annotation, biological process: regulation of transcription by RNA polymerase II.